AUGCCAAAGAAAGAGAAGGUGAAGAGAGUCAAAGGAGAGAAGUCAACAAAAAAGUCGAAAGAGAAAGAACGCGCCGCGGAAGCGACGGGAGGGAUGGUUGUCGACGAUAACGGAGAAGUCAAAUUUAACUCUCGUUCUGCUAACGCUGCUAUUGUCUCUGUCGGGAAACAAGGAGAUACCCCACAUGCGUGGCCCGACUACGUCUUUUUGAAGGGAACGUCCUUUUCGAGCAAAAAUAAAGAUAAGGCGCGUGACAUCAAAAUUGAUAAUUUCACGUUACAAGUGCCUGGUAAAGUGCUUUUAAACAACUCGACUUUAACGAUGGGAUAUGGGUCGAAGUAUGGGUUAGUUGGUAAGAAUGGUAUUGGGAAGUCUGUGUUAAUGUGUGCGAUAUCGGGAAGAGAAGCGGGAACCCCUUUUGCUAAUAUUCCAGCUAACAUUCGUAUACUCCACGUCCAACAAGAAGUACCUGGCAACGACUUAACUCCACUUGAUACAGUCCUCCAAGCUGAUGUUGAGAGAAUUUGGCUGUUAAGUGAGGAGAAACGACUGUUGUCACAGAAGGACGAACAUCACGAAGAAGAACAUGAAUCAUCCGAAGAACACGCAGAAGAGCAUAUAGAACCGCCUUAUGAUAUCAACGACAUCUACGAUCGAAUGAAAGAGAUAGAAGUGAACAAAGCGGAACCCCGGGCAUUAAAGAUAUUGAAAGGUCUAGGGUUUCAAGAGGAUGAGAUGCGUAAAAAAAAGACGAGCGAAUACUCAGGAGGGUGGAGGAUGAGAAUUGCGUUAGCGACGGCGUUGUACUUGCAACCCGAUUUGUUGAUUCUCGAUGAACCGACGAACCACCUUGACUUGAACGCAGUCAUUUGGCUCGAACAUUACUUGAUGGGGUGGAAGAAGUCACUUUUGUUAGUCUCCCACGACACUUCAUUCUUAAAUAAUGUCUGUGAUCACAUCGUCCACUUCACGAAUCAAACGCUUACUUCAUAUCGAGGGGACUAUGCUUCAUUCUUGAAGGCUCUUGAGAUGAAACAAAAUCAAGAAGAGAAGAAGAAACGAAUUGAGAAGGCGGAGAAUCAAAAAGCAAAGAAGAAGGGAGAGGAGAAGAAGAAAGAGAAGACGCAACUGACGAAGCAAGAGAAAGCCGUAAAGGAGCUUGAGGGGAAAGCGCCCGUGUUUGAGUUCCCGGACCCUGGAGACUUUGAGACGUGUGCAGUGCAAUUUGAUGAAGUGUCAUUUAAGUACGACACUGCGAAGACGGAGAUCUUCAGAGACCUCCAAUUUGGGAUAUACAUGAAGUCCAGAAUUGGUCUGGUGGGCCCGAACGGCACAGGGAAGUCCACAUUGAUGAAAUUGAUUGAUGGGGAACUUAAGGAAACGACUGGAUAUGUCGAUAGGAACAGACAGUUGAGAAUUGGGCGAUUCCAUCAACACCACGUCGACGAUUUACCAAUGGACUUGUCAUCGAUUGAGUACAUGCAGAAGUCAUUCCCAUCAGCACAAAUACAAGAGAUCCGACAAUUCCUCGGGAGAUUUGGAUUGAAGGGUGAUACCCCAAAACAAAGGAUCGAAACCCUUUCUGGCGGUCAGAAGAGUCGAUUGGUGUUUGCAGAAAUCUGUUGGAAGAAGCCACAUUUGCUGUUACUCGAUGAACCAACAAAUCACUUGGACGCAGACUCUAUAGAGUCGCUGAUUGAUGGACUUAAGAACUUUGGAGGAGGACUGUUACUCAUUUCGCAUCACCAGCACAUGAUCGAAGCUGCGACCGAUGAAAUUUGGGUGGUCAAAGGAAAUAACACCGUUGAAAAGUUUGAUGGAGACUUUAACGACUAUAAACAGAUGUUGCUCAAAGGAAUGGACUUUGGGGAAGAAGAGGAAGACAAGUGA
Messenger RNA from Entamoeba invadens IP1, 1890 nucleotides. RefSeq names its product GCN20-type ATP-binding cassette protein GCN3, putative. The record is from RefSeq and is a predicted model, not a curated record. Bases 1 to 1890 code for a protein of 629 amino acids. Gene Ontology annotation, molecular function: ATP hydrolysis activity; ATP binding. Lineage: Eukaryota; Evosea; Mastigamoebida; Endamoebidae. The transcript has a single exon.